UAUCAUUUUUGUUUUCAUUGGGUUUCAUGACAAAGCAAUACGUUUUCACUCGGAAAUAAGUGCAAAAUACUGAUAAAACACCUGUGAAAUGGAGUUUCCUACAUUAGGCGAACAUUGCAUGUUCCAAAACUGCAAUCAGAUUGAUUUUCUACCGUUACAAUGUAAAUGUGGAAAGGUUUUUUGUCGUGAACAUUUUACUGAGCACAGCUUGUCGGGAGAGUGUAAGUUAGCGCCCGAACCGAAGGAAAUAAAGCUGAAGAGCGAUGAUCAGAUAUUCCGUUGCUCGUCAAAAGGCUGUCGGAAGGGUAGCUUGCACGAAAUAUUGUGUCCGAAGUGUCAAAAACAUUUCUGUAUUGAACACCGAUUUCAUCCGUCAUGCCCAGAAAUUGAUGAUGAAACAAUGGCAGCUAAAAUAGAACAGCUGGAAGCCCCAAGACGUCAGUUCCAUCAGGCAAACAAGCAUUUGCAAGAGAAGAUAACAGAAAACAUAAGAAAAGCACUUCAAUCUACAGCAAAAGUGAAAACAGCCUCAAAAAUCCAUCUUAUGAGAAUAAAACAAAAGGCAAAAGGUCCUAAAUCUAUCCCUGCAUCAGAUCGGGUCUACUUUGCUAUUGGAAAACCAAAAAACAUGGAAGCCAAGUCUAUCAAAAUCAUUGAAGAUGUGGAUAAACUAGUGGCCUUAGAAUCUGUGACCUUAGAUCCUGAUUUAAAGGAUUCUGUGCCUGUAUUUAUAAGCUCAAAAUGGAGUUUAGGCAGGGCAAUAGACAGUAUUUGUGACACUUGUGACAUUAAGAAUGAAAAUAACAAGAUGAGUGAUGUGAAACUCAGGCUGUUUCGACAGUUGGACGGAUACUGCAUCAGUCCUCAGAAGAUGGAUGUGGAGAUGGGAGAGCUGAUGAAGCAGGAGGUGUUGCUGGAAGGUGACAAGUUAGUGGUAGAGUACAUUGAUGGUAAAGUGUUAAGCGGUAUUUCAGAAAAUGCUCAGAUUUUCUUAAGUUGAUGUAAGUAUCAAAAAAAUUAGUAAAAACUUUGAAAACACUUGUAA
Cydia strobilella is the source of this 1045-nucleotide messenger RNA. RefSeq names its product AN1-type zinc finger protein 1-like. Gene Ontology annotation, molecular function: zinc ion binding. The record is from RefSeq and is a predicted model, not a curated record. The transcript has 3 exons. Bases 89 to 1000 code for a protein of 303 amino acids. Gene Ontology annotation, cellular component: cytoplasm. NCBI's taxonomy places the organism in Eukaryota, Metazoa, Arthropoda, Insecta, Lepidoptera, Tortricidae.